AUGACAGAGGAGCAGGACAGUGCUUCCGUGGAGGAGCUCCCGCCCUUCUCGUUCCUGAAAAAACCUAUCAAAAACAUUUAUGCCACCUCGGUGAUCUCCUCGAUUCUUAAUAAAACCUCUCCAGACAAAAAACCUCCUGCCAAAGCAACCUUCAACAACAUCGAUUAUGAUGAACAAAUCCGAGCACCACGCAUGUCGGGCGUCAACCACUACACCUACGAGCCUGAGUCGCCUCGACCUUUCACGGACCGCAAGAAUCUGACUCUGGGUCUGUCUAGAUCGACGUCACAUGAGCUGGUGCUAAUGUUGGCACAGAAAAACGACACCAACGGCGAUGACGAAACGGCAGCCACUAGCACAGAGCAGACUUCACAGUAUCUUCCGGCGACCGCAGAUUUAAAUCAGUCCACCAGACGUAAUCUGGAGCCUGUGAAGCCUCGCUCUGGCAUGAUUAUAAAUGCGGUGUUGACUUAUGCCAGCAACCGGUAUUUUGAGCUAGACGAGGGCAAGGUAGUAGAAGGACAAGUGCACGGGGACACGGAAAUUCGUGAUUUGUCCACUGGAAAUGAAACCAGAGUCAAUGGAAAUGGAAAUGGAAAUGGACAGGAAGCCCAUGGCGUUGGAGCAAACAAUGAAAAUAACAUGAAAAGGUCUGAUGGAAGCGAUACAUCCAUGAACAGAAGUUACGUAGGGGCCAUGAAGGGUAGCGACGUGCUUUCCAAACUUGACACCGGCUCGGAUUGUCUGGACAAUACCGUACUGCUGGAUCGUCUGGACCGUCUGGACCGUCUGGAACAUACGAAGCUCAUGAGAGCCAUGCACAACCUCAACAGCAACACCAUGACUACGGAACGUACGGAGGUCAAGGACGAGGUCGGUGGAAGAGUUCGGUCGCCUACCAUGGGCGCAAAAGGGCCAGGGGUGCAACAAGUUUAUAAUUUGAAAAAACCACUCUGCACGCCAGCAGUGUUACGCCCCACCAACGACGAAGACGAGAUGGACAUGGACCAUUCCCUGGAACUGGAGGUUCUGACGCCAAUGGUGCAGAUUGAUAAGUAUCCGUUCCAACUCCCAGACUCUUAUGACCAGUAUACGCAGCAGGAGCCCACUCACAAUCACUGGAUGCCCAACAAUCUGCUGGACCAUUGUAUGAAAUGUUUUGAAGUAUUUGGCAACUUCUUCACCCCACAACGCAAGCGCAGACAUCACUGUCGGUUCUGUGGCAUGCUUUUCUGUCAGGAUUGUCUUCACAAAAGCAAGGAAAUGCAUUACUUCCAGGUGACAACACCAGAAGAAAGCACAACGGGUCAAAACGGAACAAGCGACUCACAGACAACUACAUCUUCUCGUAGAGCAUACAGUGGCUCGUCAAAUGCCAGUCAUGCGAGCUCAACCACAUCCACCAUCAAAUCUGGCCUACUAGACGAUGCAGUGGGUGGAGUGAUGAUGGACUCCAAAGCACGAUUUGUGGUUCCGCUAUUCCCCAACUUGGUGGGUGGAGCAGGUGUUCUGAUGCUCCAUCCCCGUUUCAAGCAAUGCAAGACAUGUAAAACAUGUGGAGCCAACUACCAAAGGCUUGUUAAUGCCAUCAAUCAGAGGCUUCGAGCAAGCGAGGAGUCAGAGGCUCCAUAUGUGUUUAUUGAGAAUCCAUAUACAUCUACGACGUAUGUGGGGACGCUGGUGCAUUCAUCGGUGAAUCGAGCAGAUAAGAAUCCCCAAGAAGAGAGACGGGCAUCGUUGGUGAACAAUGUUCCGUCCGAUUGGACAUGGAGCUCAUUUUGA
Messenger RNA from Sungouiella intermedia, 1782 nucleotides. NCBI's taxonomy places the organism in Eukaryota, Fungi, Ascomycota, Pichiomycetes, Serinales, Metschnikowiaceae. The record is from the annotation of a GenBank genome assembly.